Stegastes partitus (bicolor damselfish) is the source of this 551-nucleotide messenger RNA. RefSeq names its product T-cell surface glycoprotein CD8 beta chain-like. The transcript is spliced from 4 exons. NCBI's taxonomy places the organism in Eukaryota, Metazoa, Chordata, Actinopteri, Pomacentridae. The record is from RefSeq and is a predicted model, not a curated record. Gene Ontology annotation, biological process: response to bacterium. Bases 39 to 551 code for a protein of 170 amino acids.
AAAGCUUUGCACUGGAACAAAAGGUUUUCAUAUACACGAUGAUGUGGUGUACCGUUGGAACCGCUUUACUUCUCUGCAGCCUCAGCUGCCUCUCUCUGUCGGCUACUGAGUCUCAGACGGUGAAGGUCCAGCCUGGUGAAGACGUCACUCUGCUGUGCUCCAACUUCUCCAGUUCUCCUACUCAGAUAAUCUGGUUUAGACUAUUCAACGGAACCCAUCCGCGCUGUAUUUCAUCCAUUUUCAGUUCUAUUCAGCCCGCUUCACUCUGCAGUGGAGUGGAAAAUGACAAAUUUGAACUGACAUCCAACAGCUCGACUCUCUUUCUCAAACUCAAACAUGUGGAUUCAUCUGACUCUGGGUUUUAUUUUUGUGGAUAUACCAUAAGAACACACCCAGUGAUUGUCAGCUCAGCAUAUGUACAGGUUCAAGAGGAGUCUGGUGAAUCAGUGAGCCUGAUGAGCGUGAUCCUGAGCGGCGUGACUGUUGUUCUCAACAAGAUCAUCAUUGGCGUUGUCGUCAAAAGGAGGUUCAGGACAGAAACUGGAGUCUGA